CCCAGUGCAGUAUAAUAGUGCCUGGUGCGAGAGUUGGCUUCUAUCCUCCUCUUUUGAGUUUCCAAGCAAGUACAAACAAGCGCGUGUCAUACAAUGAUGAAAAUGGGGUUUCUUGUAGUUCCUCUUUUGGAUGAUGUCCGGCACUGAUGAUUGGGUGGAUCCAAGACAAGUUGAUCCACUAGUAGUCGGGAGAGUGAUAGGAGAUGUGGUUGGCAUGUUUGUACCGAGAUUAAACAUAUCUGUUUGUUACGGCUCUAAGCAUCUCACUAGUGGUUGCGAAAUUGAGCCUUCCGUUGCUGCUGAUCCUCCCAAAGUUCAGAUUUCUGGUUCUCCUCAACAUCUCUAUACGCUGGUGAUGGUAGAUCCUGAUGCCCCUAGCCCAAGCGAACCCACCAUGCGAGAGAUUGUAGUGGAUGUUCCAGGUGGUACAAGCCCAUCCGAAGGGAAAGAGGUAGUAAGAUAUAUGGGGCCAAAACCACCUGUGGGGAUGCACAGGUAUGUGAUGGUGGCCUUCGAGCAGAAGGGCGAGCUUAAAAUGGUUGUGGAGGAACCUGCGUGCCGUCCGCACUUCAACACUCGAAACUUUGCUCAACAGUAUGAUCUUGGAAUCCCUGUCUCGGCUUUCUACUUCAACUCUCAGAAAGAAUGACCUGCCACUGCGGGCCAUUAGCUGGUGAAUAAGUAAGCUUAAGUAGUUUUAACAGUGUACGAGACUGAAUACGUUGGUUGUAUUUGUAUUUUGUAUACAUAAGUGGGA
Messenger RNA from Papaver somniferum (opium poppy), 757 nucleotides. RefSeq names its product protein MOTHER of FT and TFL1-like. The record is from RefSeq and is a predicted model, not a curated record. Lineage: Eukaryota; Viridiplantae; Streptophyta; Magnoliopsida; Ranunculales; Papaveraceae. The coding region runs from base 131 to 649 and encodes 172 amino acids. The transcript has 5 exons.